Molecule: messenger RNA, 1032 nt
Organism: Striga hermonthica
Lineage: Eukaryota; Viridiplantae; Streptophyta; Magnoliopsida; Lamiales; Orobanchaceae
Source: the annotation of a GenBank genome assembly
AUGGCUUACUCAAAGAAUCAGUUCAUCCCUACCAUUGCUCUAUGUGCCAUACUUGUGAUGGCCAGCCUGGAUUUCACAGGUGCCCAGACAGGCGUCUGCUACGGAAGGCUCGGCAACAACUUGCCCAACCCAUCGGAAGUCGUGGCUCUACUGAACCAAAACAACAUCCGGCGAGUGAGAAUUUAUGACCCGCAUGGCCCCACACUGCAGGCCUUAAGCGGGACCAACAUCGAGGUCAUCCUCGGUGUCCCCAAUACCGACCUCCAGAACGUGGCUGCCAGCCAGGCGAAUGCCGACACGUGGGUCCGCAACAAUGUUCGGAACUAUCCCAACGUCCGGUUCAGGUACAUUGCGGUUGGGAACGAGGUGAGCCCCGUAAGAGGCGACACAUCCCAAUUCGUCUCCUUCGUCCUCCCCGCCCUCCGAAACAUCCAAAACGCGGUCAACUCGGCUGGUCUCGGAGGCCGCGUCCGCGUCUCGACCGUGGUCGAGACGGGCCUCAUCGGGGUGAGCUACCCGCCCGCCGACGGCGCUUUCCGGCCCGACGUCGCCUCAUACAUCAACCCGAUUAUCCGCCACCUCGUCGACAACCGGGCCCCGCUCCUCGCCAACAUCUACCCUUACUUCUCGUACAUCGGGAACCGAGCGCAGAUCGACCUCCGCUACGCGCUCUUCACGUCCCCCGACGGUGUCGUGGCCGGUGGGGUCCGGUACCAAAACCUAUUCUACGCCAUACUGGACUCGCUCUACGCGGCGCUCGAGAGGAGCGGCGGCUCGUCGUUGGAGGUCGUGGUGGCGGAGAGCGGGUGGCCAUCGGCCGGAGGGGACACGACCACCGUCGAAUACGCGAGGACUUACAACACGAACUUGGUGCAGCGCGUGAGGAACGGGACGCCGAGGAGGCCCGGGCGGGCGAUCGAGACGUACAUUUUCGCGCUGUUCGACGAGAACCAAAAGAACCCGGAGUACGAGAGGCAUUUCGGGGUGUUCCUGCCCAACAGGCAGCCAAAGUAUCAAAUCAGCUUUGCCUAA